This is a messenger RNA of Durusdinium trenchii, 2898 nucleotides long. The record is from the annotation of a GenBank genome assembly. NCBI's taxonomy places the organism in Eukaryota, Dinophyceae, Suessiales, Symbiodiniaceae.
AUGUGGGGAAGCGGCAGAUUUGCGCAGCUCUGCGUCAUUGUCCUGACGCUUGGAGCGGCUCAGGAGAACUUUUGCUCACAGCCGAGUUUGAGUCGCUUUGAUGGUUUCCCAAAGCAACUCGAUGCGGCGAUCUACUGGUUUGGCCCAGAGGAUCAAACGGAGAAGGCCACUGGAUCGGCGUCCAAGUUCUACGAUCCCAGCCGGCCGACGAUGCUCUACUUCCAUGGCUGGACCGGGCAAGGUGGUGGUUGGACCAGCAAAUGCAAGCGUUUGACCACCCGCUGCCAUCCAGACAUUUGCCCCAAUGGUGGCGGUCAGUUGCUGGUGAAUUCCUGGCUCGAGGAAGGCUGGAAUGUGGGCUUCUUCUACUGGGAUCAGUUUUCGGACGAGGAAUGUGCGCGGGACGCGGAGCAGAAGCUUUGGUUCGACCGCGGUGGCGACGGGAUUCGAUGGAAGUCCUUUGAUCCGGCCACAGGCCAACGAACGCUCCGGUUUCCUCCCCGAGCGCCAGGGCGCACCGAAUAUCGCACCUACCAGGAGAACUUGGAUGAGCUCUCCGUGUCGGACAUGUGUGCCAAUAGUGUGAAGAUGGCCAUGGGGUCCUUCAAAGGUUCGCAAGUGCGCUUCGUGGGGCACUCCUUGGGUGCUCAACUGGCCGUGCGGUGCGCCUCGCUGCUGCACGUCGAGGACCAUGCGGCAGCACCGCAAAGAUUAGCUUUGUUGGAACCCUACUUCAGCAAACAUAGCCACAUGUACUUCUUCGGGUGCCACGCUGAAGUGACGACCGACGAGGGAAUGGGCGACUUUGCGGCCAAGCUCACCGUCCAGUUCGUGCAACAUCUCUGGAAGAGCAAGAAGGUUGUGACGGAAGUCUACAAAUCCUCGCAGCUCACGGAGGAGACUGGAGAGGAGUCGCCGUACUCGGAGCUGAAGAAUCUGGUCGAGAAUGGCGCCGUGGGUGGUGUUGAAAAGGCGCUGGUCGGCAAUCUGGCCUCUGGCAUGCGCGCCGAAGACCUGGAGAGGUCGGGGACCAUGGUGAAGUACAACCCAGACUGGUGUGAAGGUGUGGGCUCUUCCACCAUGGGCGACGUGGAGCACGUGGCAUGCAGGCAUUGCGCGGUCAUGCCGAUGUACCUCUUGGGCUUUGGCCGGGCGCCCCCAGCGCUGCGGCCGCCGCCCACCGAGCGCUCGGAGCCGGGCUCGGCUCUAUCAUCGUGUAUGACGCCCUCGGCCUCUUGCACGGACGGCCAGCUUCGGCAAUGGGUCCAGCGCCAGCUAGAUAUGGCGCCGACUCGACAGAGUUGGCUGCAGAUUGCUGGGCGAAGGACCUUCGAUGAGGUGGACGAUGCCUUUCAGUUGGAUCCCUCCAUCGAGCAGGGCUUCCAGUUGGGCCUUCGGAGUGCGAACUCCCUGGUCCAGAAGACGGCGCUGGAGCUGCCGAAGGGCCAGGAGUUCUCGCUCCACGCCUUGCUGACGACCCCAUGGAUGUUGCUUUCAGUGGUCGGUUUCGUCUUCACGGUGGUGGCUGCAGCCAUCUUCGUGAAGCAUUGCCAGCGGUGGCCCUGGCAAGGGGAUGACAGCGACGAUGAGCUGAGCCAGUCACCGAACACCACCCGGCGCGUCUCCAUGUACUCGCGCGAGCCCGAGCCAAGCCCCGGCUACGACCCGCUCUUGGCGUCGCAGAUGGGGAGUUCCUUCUCCUCCACAGGUUCUCGGACCGUGCUGGUACAACCGAUGCCACCCUUGUUGCCGUUGCCGGCGGUGACGGGAUGGGCCUUGCCCGAAGGGGGCGUGAAGAUGUUUCCCGUGCAGGACUGGCGCGAAUGCGUGGUGGAUGCCUCUGAGGCCUGGGGUCGACAGGCGCUUCGCUUUGAGCCACUCCAUCACAAGGCCACGCUGCGCCGCGGCUUCGCGCUGGCGCGCAUGAAGCGCUGGGGGCCUGCGGCAAAAGAUCUGGAUCGCGCUGUGAGCGUGGAUCCCGCAGACAAGAAGGCGAGUGCUGAGCUGCAGAUGGUGAGGCGGAUGCUGGCAGAGCAGGCCAAGGAGGCGCGCGCCCACGCGAAGUGCGUGAUGUGCGACCCCACGCGGGACCCCACGAUGCCCACGCGAAAGUUGGUGGUGAAGGUCCAGCGAGGGGAGGUGGACCGUGCAGAGCGGGUCGAAGCGGCGGAGCGCGAGGAGAAGGAUCUGAGGAAGCCUCCGGAAGAAGCGGAGGCUCCGCCCGCGCCCGCGGAGUCGCCGGCGCCCCGGUCUCGACCUGCAGCUCGUGCCUAUGUGCCACGAAGUGUAGGACUCCGUGGUGGUCGACCUGAGGCAUCCCAAAGCCAAGGUGCCCGGGCAGCCAUGAGCUUUUACCAAUUCGAGGCGCAGUGGAACCGCCUGCGCGGGAAGCCUUUGGAACGAGCUGGGCUGCUGGAGAAAGUGGGUUCAUCUGUGCUACCGGCGCUCUUCCGGGAAUCCUUGGAUUCGGAGCUCGUCUCCGGGAUCGCGGAGGUCGUGGUGGUUCCAACGCCUCAAAAGCCUCCAACAGCCACAGCCUUUUUGGGGGAGUGGUCUCACCAUGAGGCUUUGGCGGCACGCCUCCACGCAGGGCCAACGCGCUUUGCGGUGGAUGUGCUGGGCGCACUCUCGAGGACUCCCCGCUUUGAGCUGAGCAUCCAUUGCCUGACUGCCAAAGAGCAUGCGCUUCUGGACGAGGUGCUCAGCAAGCUUCAAGUCGACUUUCCAGAGGAGAUUGAGGCCUUGUCGUCAGCUUACAGGCCUCCCAAGACUUCGGACGGCCUUAUGGAGCUUGACGAAGAUGAUGUCGCCGAGGACGCUCCGGCUGCCGCAGCGCCCGCAGCGCCCGCGGCAGCGGCCGCGGCGGUGGCGCCCAUCUCCCUGGAGGGUUGCGACUGA